CUCUUGCUGGUGUGCUGGCUCAGAAUCCAGUACCGAUCCAGUUCCAAACAGACCCUGUGCUGGUUCGACCCGAUGCUGACAUAUUAUUUACAGUACAAACCACCUCUAACCGUCGUCUCCAUGGCUGAAGUACCAAGGAGUCACACUAGGCUGUGGACUGGCAAUGGUCCAGCGGAUAACACGUGCCCCAGUUCCAGGGGAGGAUCACCAUCACGGCCAACCCAGCUCCGAAUUAGCAGAGCCCAGCUCCAAGAUGCUGGAACUACGUGGUGGAGGUGACCCCCACUGCCACACAGGCCUCACUGUGAACUCCAAGUCUGUAGUGGCAAGCGUGUUUGAUGCAGUGGCUGGGAUUGAUCUCUUGCUUCCCUCAGUGGCUGUGGAGGGGGGAAACGUGUCUCUGAGCUGCACUUCGACGGCCGGCACAGGGACGAGUGUCCAGUGGCGUAAAGGAGGUACAACAAUCACUGUGGAUUCGAGGAUCACCAUCUCGGGCAACUCGCUGACCAUCAACCCGGCCAGGCGGAGUGAUGCCGGAGAGUACACCUGUACCAUCAGCAACCCCGUCAGUGCGCUCACCGCCACGAAGAGCCUCACUGUCUUCUAUGGACCUGACACACCGGUGCUGACAAAGUCCACUGAAAAGAAUUGUGUGGGAGGAGGAGAUGUCUUGGUGGGACAGCCAGUACGUCUCACCUGCAUCUCUGAUUCACUGCCGCCUGCCGUCUUCUCAUGGCAGGCUAACGGACAGCCUGUCACAAACAGCCAGGCGGACAGCGGAGUGCUUGUCCUCCAGAUCACCUCAAACAAUGACAGCGGCCGGUACGUCUGCACAGCCAGGAACAGCAUCACAGGAGGCGCAUCGACAGAAGGGACCAACCUGGCCGUCGUAGCCAUAUGUCUCAAUGCAGGGGAAGUGGCAGCAAUUGUAAUUUGCUGCUUUGUAUUGAUCUUAAUCAUCCUGAUCCUAAUCAUCAUCUGCUGCCUAAGAAGACGGAAUGUGCAACGAAGACAAAGGGAAUCCAUGGCUUUGCAGAAGACUAAUGUGAAUCCACAGCCUGUAGCUCCAGAUCCACAACCGAAUGAAGCAAGGGAUUUGAGCCAAGGUCCCCACCCCCCUCUCUAUCACACAAACCGCCCUAACGUCUUAUAUACAGUCCCUCCUGCAAACCAUCAGAACACACAGAUGCUGUCAUGGAACAGUUUGCAUAACUCCAGCACACACCAACACAAUGAAAGUUCACGCCCAAAUAGACUCCAGUAUAAUGUCAUUCAGAACUCUAAUUCGCAGCCAAACAAUGGUAUAGACAACCCAGCCUUCAUGCGUACAGAACCUGAGCAUUUAAACACUCUGCCUAACACACAGCAACAGAAUCCUAGUGUUCUCAUACAGCCUGGCACUGCCCAGGGUGGUGCCCAGCCACCAGCAGUACAUGUCAACCUGAACACGCUGCCACACACUGCCCAGCAAAGCAACAAUGCCCCAAUGCCUACAAUUCAUGUAAAUCUCAACUCCUAUCCGAACAGUGGUCAGCAGACUCAGCAGGCCAGCCCAGUGCUGCCUCUCACCAACACAGCUGAUAAUAGUGCUUUACAAAACCAACACAAUCAAUCACACACAAGUCCCAGAACACAAAGAGGACAGUAUGAUCUGGUUAACCCACAAGGAAAUGGUUACACAGACCCAUCACAACCUGAACUUAUCCCAACAGGAUACACUCACUAUAACCGUAACAACACUCAUCAUCGGAAUGCCAACACACAAACCUACCAGCAGGACCCACUACCAAACACCAGGUCUAAUCCCACCGCCUCAGCUCAUACAAGGUCAAGAACACAUGAUGCUGCAGCAGCUUCCGGCCCUUCUGUUCGACAGAUGCCAUGGGAUCGCCUCAGAGGGACACCAGCAUAUCCCAGUGGUACAUUUCAGAGAGAUCGUUUCUCAACUGAACUCAGUUCAGACACUACAGACUACACUACCCAUAAUCCUUUAGGUAACGCCAGAAUAUCAAAUGGACCUCGGCCUGGACCUCAGAACCAAACCAUCUCCAAGAGCAGAACACCACCUCAGCACAAUGUUCUUUCAGUAGACAGACAAACUCAGACUCAUUCUUUAAAUCCUGGAGCUCAUAUCCAAGGCCAAAGCACCCGCAGUCUCACACAGCUUGAGGCUACACCAGACACACACAGAAGCCCCCGUGCACAAAGGGAGACAACUCAGCAAGACAUCAGAAAUCAUUCGAGUAGCCAGACUGCCCCCAGGCAGGAAGCCACACACAGUAACAUCCCCCAGGCACAGCUUCUCAUGACUCACCAGGCCUCUGUAGGGGGCACGGCUUUGUCUCCUGGACCUUUGACACACCAGGGAAUGACUGCACCUCAGGGUGCAGACACAAGAGCUCUGGCCGAUCCUAAUCAUCUUCAACAGGCACUCAUGGCCCAGCAACAAAAAGUGACACAGAUCCUGGGCACACAAACACAGCCUGUCAUACAAGGUGCCGAUCGAACUCGCCAAAGAGGAGCUGCCGCUCCCUCACACCCUGCUGCUCCCUCACACCCUGCUGCUCAGCAUCAAACAAGUAACCUGACACAGGCUGCACUUGCAGCACACACGCAGCAGGCACAGACAUUCCGUGAUCGUAAACAACAGACACAGGCCGCCCUGCUACAGCCCGGACCACAGACACAAGUGCCUCCUGCCAGGGCUCAGCGCGCACCGACUCCUCCUCCUGUUAUCCCUAUAAACCAGUUCCAAGCUCUUCCCAAGGUACACACUCAGCACAGAUCACCAACAAGGGUCCCUCAGCCUCCCAGACCCCCAGUAAACAUGCCUGUAGCUCAACGGCAACAACAGGUACAACAGAGGCAUCUCGCACAGCGCCAGCCCAUCACCAUGCAAGCCAAUCAUCAUCACCAACCGGGAAAUACCCACAGACACGUUCACACCCAUGCUGGUGGUCAUCGCCAUCAUACCCACGCCACUCACCCACAACAGCAACAGGCUCACAGAGGGAGACCAAGAUGAUGAUGACAGAUGUCAGUGUAUUCUACACUCUGCAACUGCUGCACAUCCACUGACGCAAACACCUGACAGACAGCUGGGAUUCCACAAAUCCACACUGACUGUGCAGCGGUGUGAGCAAAAACAACGACAACAACAAACGGCCCUUGUAAUUUCUGUUUUUUUUUCUUUCUUUUUUUCCACGCAGUUUAAUGGAAAGCAAAAUUAAAUGAGUAAAUCUCUCCAGGCAAUGCAGAAACAACUACUGUUGUUGAAAACAAAAUACUUUCCCAGAAACAAUCAACAAAUUCUCUCACAGCAAGAAGCGUGAUCUGCACAAAUUCAGAAUAGUUUCUUAAUUUAUAUAAUUAUGCAGAUUUUUUUUUAUUUCUCAGACCUCACAAUAUGUAGUUUCUUCAAGAACAAAAAUCAAGGCCUUUUUACAUCAAUUAAAUGCCCCCCCCCCCCCCCUUAACUUUCCGAGCACUGGUCGUGCAUCAAACUUUGCCAAGAGCCCCCUCAGAGUUGACAGGUUCAGUGAUCCAUAGCUCCUGAACAAGCCCACAUCUCCUCACCCAUACAUCAUCACCACAACAACAUCACUGCCACAGAAUAAACUGAAGACGUUUGCAUGGAUGCAUCUUUCCUGCCUUUGAAGGUGCAGCUAAUAUGGUCGGUUAAAUGAAGAGGGGUCGUGUAUGGAUUCAGAGACACUGUAAGGACUUGGGGCCCCUGGGAGCAGCGAUUAUGAAAGCCAAAAAAAAAAAUAAAUAAGAAAAAGUGGCACUAUUUAUUUUGUGCCUUCUGUUUACAGAUGCCUCUCAUGGCACUUCUCAAUUAAGGGGAUUCGCCUCAGCAGCGCUCAGAAGUAAUGCUCGACUAACUAUGAAGGGGAUCUCACAAAUGAAUGGGCUCUUAUUAAUUAACUGCUUUUAUGUGACAUAAAUGACUUGGAAAAUAAUCACACUCAUCCAUAAAUGAGGUCAGCACAAAGACCUGGUGUGACACACAUUGUGCAUAAUAAUCAGUGUAACAGUGUAGUUGUAAAUGCCACAUUCAAAGGUUUUAUGAAAUGUUGUCUGUGCACUUUUUAAAAACAUAUUUUAUUUAUUAUUUUGGUACCUAGUGAGUGCAGCAGUAAAUGUUCAUAUGAAAAGUACACACACACAUCUAUGGGCUUUUGCAUAUUUACCCUGCAUGCCACUGUGCAAGCAGGGUAAUCGCUCCUCUGUGUAUCUAUGUUUUUGAGCAGCUGUGUGUUGAAUUAAAAAAAAAACAAAAGUGUCACCAGAUUAAUUUUUGGAAGAAACUGAUCAAGGUCAAGUACAUGUUUACCAUCAUAUCUCCACUACUAAUAUGGUGAGAUUUGAUCAAAACCUCUUACUGAUUAGUAAAAAAAAAAUCAUAACCAAUUUUUUUUAAAUCAUUCUGAAAUAAACAAUGAUUUUAAUUCUUGAAUGUUUUUUUUCUCCAUAAUAAUUGAUUAAUUCAACACACAGCUGCUCACCUCCUUCCUGAAAGGGUUCCUGGACUUGUUCAGGUGGGUCAGGGGGACUGACAGACAUCCUGCUGCUCCUGACGUGUGUGUUUGGAUUUGAUAAACACAAAGCAACAAAGCAAUUGAUUAACACAAAUGUUGCAUUUCCAUAUGAGAUGCCACAAGUAUUUAUCUUUGCUUCUCAGGAAAAAUGUGUACAUUACUUGAACUUUAUGAGCUGUCCAAAGACCCUCUUUCAUCAAUAAUGAUAAUAGAAUGAUUUUGUUAUUACAGUGUGUAUGUUUGAAUGCUAAAUAGAGAGCUAAAGGGAGGACUAUGUGUCUUCUUGAGGAUCCUUGGUCACCCCUGGAAUGACUGUCAACUGAGUGGUUUACUCAAAUGAGGAGUAUUGCUUGCAUUCUGUAGGUGUGCCAGGUGCAACAUUUUGGCCAUGUGUGCAUUUCUCUGUGCAUGAACCAGCACACAGAACUCAACAUAACUCAAACUUUAUUUCUAAAACACAUUCUAAACGACAGCGGUCGACCAACGUGCUGUACAAAAGUGGGCACCAGGUUACACCC
This is a messenger RNA of Thalassophryne amazonica, 5059 nucleotides long. RefSeq lists its product as uncharacterized. The record is from RefSeq and is a predicted model, not a curated record. The coding region runs from base 164 to 3025 and encodes 953 amino acids. NCBI's taxonomy places the organism in Eukaryota, Metazoa, Chordata, Actinopteri, Batrachoidiformes, Batrachoididae. The transcript is spliced from 7 exons.